CUGAGAAUUUGGAACAGUCAUCGAGAAAGCGGGAAUCGGUGUGCACCAGGGAUUUAGUCAUCUGCACCAACAUUGAACACCUGACAAAACUUGAGACUUGAAAGACGUCGGGCUCUGGAGAUCUUCUGCCAUUUCGUCAUCUGUCCUAUCUAUAGGAACCCCACGUUGAUAGAUAUAUUGUCUGUCUGAGAUACUUGUGGUGCUUUGAGAGCCUAGGAAAAAAAAAAAAAAUUACAAAGGGUGUGACAAUGGCAUCCGCGUUUAGUUUUGGGUUUUCCGGAGACGACAUCGAUAUCGAUGACUCGGAGCUCAAUGGCAUUGAGGACGGAAAUGUGUCUCUUCCUCAAGACAACAAGAACGAGCUCCCUAGCCUUGUGGAAGCUAGAAAGCACGACAUGAAAGAAUGGGUCUCGACUCUUCCGUCUCAGAUUUCAUACAACCGGUUGGAAUUGAACGGACUGCCAAACCGCGCCCAAGGGAAGCCCCUCUCGCUCGCUCGCCGUGAGGUCUUCGAUAUUCGCACUCAGCUCAUGGCAGAGGAUACUGCGGACCAUGAGAAUGAGCAACUAAUCGCCGGCCUUGAGAAAGGUGACAUCAAGCCACAGUUCUAUGAAGGCGGGUUCAAGACGUGGGAGUGUGCUCUAGAUCUCGCGAAGCUGGUUGUCAGCGAGGAUCAUCUAUCCGGCAGCGCUGGGGAGUCAUUAGAAGGCCGUCACAUCAUAGAGCUGGGCGCUGGGACCGCCGUCCCAUCCUUGGCUUUGUUUGCGCAAUUGUUUUCUGAAUCCACCCCGUCGGGUUCUCAACGCAAAUCACAUUUUACCUUCGCAGAUUACAACUCUGCGGUUCUUCGUCUGGUCACACUGCCGAACCUGCUCUUGACGUGGAAUCAUAUCGUCACGGCCCAAAACUCCCCGUUGGCCGAAGCCACUUCUCCAGAGGGCCAAACGGAGGAAGAGGAGGAGCUAGACAUCACGCCGGAGCUCAUCGAAAGUUUCGAGAAAGACCUGGCCAGCCGAGGCAUUACGAUUGAAUUUGUCUCUGGCGCAUGGUCUCCUACUUUUGUGGACCUUGUGCUGUCUUCCCCAGAGAAGGCUAAGAGUAGAACCUUGAUACUUGCCAGCGAGACCAUCUACUCGCCCGCGUCAUUAGGCGCCUUCUCGGAGACCUUGCUGGCGUUGCUGCGUGCUACCGAGGCGAACACGCAAAGUAGAGCGUUAAUAGCGGCCAAGAGGGUCUAUUUUGGGGUCGGCGGUGGUGUGGACGAGUUUUUGGAAGUGUUCAAGGGGGUCGGUGGAGGGGAAUUGGAAGUGACGGAGCAGCUGAAUAUUAAAUCCGAGGGAGUUGGCCGGGUGGUUUUGGAAAUUGCAACCAGAAGCCCCCAAUAGCGCGAAGCAUGGAUCAGCCAUGAUUGAGCGACGGCAAGUGAGGAGGCUUGAAGCUCUUCGUUUGCUUCAAGCCUCGCGUCCACGGCGGGAUAUACAAGUGACACAGUCGACGAACAAAAAACCUUAAGACUGCCCUGAUAUAUGUACAAGUCACUGCUUCUCAAGCAAACAAAAAGAAAAAGAAAGAAAACCGAAUCGAUUUUAUCUAGUCAUAUAGA
Aspergillus steynii IBT 23096 is the source of this 1603-nucleotide messenger RNA. RefSeq names its product protein-histidine N-methyltransferase. Gene Ontology annotation, biological process: peptidyl-histidine methylation, to form tele-methylhistidine. Gene Ontology annotation, molecular function: protein-L-histidine N-tele-methyltransferase activity. Bases 249 to 1385 code for a protein of 378 amino acids. The record is from RefSeq and is a predicted model, not a curated record. Lineage: Eukaryota; Fungi; Ascomycota; Eurotiomycetes; Eurotiales; Aspergillaceae. The transcript is spliced from 4 exons.